Molecule: messenger RNA, 363 nt
Organism: Amoebophrya sp. A120
Lineage: Eukaryota; Dinophyceae; Syndiniales; Amoebophryaceae
Source: the annotation of a GenBank genome assembly
GCGUGUCCGACCGGGAUCUGCCCGGAAAACAACUAUGCAAAGAAAAAAGUUUUACAGUUACACAUUGUGAUGCAAAACAUGCAAGACUUUCCAUGCGUCAAAUGCUUACGAGUCUAGUUUCGUGUGUGUUUUGCCUUUAUAAACUCUGCAUUACAAGUUUUCUUCGUCAUGCGAGGCAUAUUUGUAAUGCUGAACUCACUACAAAUGUGUCACUGUAACACUUUUUUCGUGGGAUAACAACGCCUUGAAUUCUACUGCAGAGAACUGCGACGCUUAUGCAACCUACCGGGACUUUUCCGACGCUGCGGGGUGCGACGGGAUGGAAGUCUGCCCGUUGGAUUGCGUUAUGGCGGACGAGGGCUG